This is a messenger RNA of Branchiostoma floridae (Florida lancelet), 3053 nucleotides long. Its product is annotated as L-threonine 3-dehydrogenase, mitochondrial-like. Gene Ontology annotation, molecular function: L-threonine 3-dehydrogenase activity. Lineage: Eukaryota; Metazoa; Chordata; Leptocardii; Amphioxiformes; Branchiostomatidae. Gene Ontology annotation, biological process: L-threonine catabolic process. The record is from RefSeq and is a predicted model, not a curated record. The transcript is spliced from 9 exons. Bases 194 to 1309 code for a protein of 371 amino acids.
CUGUGAUUGGUCAGAUCCUGGGGGCUCGCCAUGACGUCAGAAGAAUCGUCACAUGGUGGAAAGGGAUCACUUUCCACACACAGGGCGAUCGUCAGCAGGGGGAAAUAAAAAUUAGGUCAGAUUCUCCGGACACAGACACCUCAGCAGCAUCUAUUUGAAGAGAAUACGUUACACCUGAGGUCUCAGUGCAGGAAUGUUUCCAGCCAUAACAAAGUCAGUGUGCCGGAGUGCUGGCCAUGACCUCCAGAGGACCCAGCUGGUGCGGCACUGCGUACGUUUCUUCAACGGGUUCUCUCAGGACGAGAUGCCUGUCGAAGAGACGCCCGCACCGAGGAUCCUCAUCACAGGUGGUUUGGGACAGCUGGGAAGUGGGCUUGCCAGCCUACUCAGGAAGAAAUAUGGGGCUGAUAAUGUGAUCAUGUCAGACAUAGUGAACCCACCAAGACAUGUCAGAGAAUCUGGUAGAUACAUCUAUGCAGACAUCCUGGACUUUAAGAACCUUCAAGAGAAGGUUGUGAACGAGGGCAUUGAUUGGUUGAUCCAUUUCAGUGCCCUGCUCAGCGCUGUGGGCGAGGCUAACGUACCCCUGGCAAUCAAGGUAAACAUUGAAGGUAUGCACAAUAUCCUGGAGGUCAGUAAACAGUACAAACUGAGGGUUUUCAUCCCCAGCACGAUCGGAGCCUUCGGUCCGACCACCCCGCGUAACCCGACCCCUGACCUCACCAUCCAGAGGCCCCAGACUAUCUACGGUGUGGCGAAGGUGCACGCUGAACUCAUGGGGGAGUACUACCACCAGAAGUAUGGUCUGGACUUCCGCUGUCUGCGCUUCCCUGGUAUCAUCUCUGCAGAAACGCCACCUGGCGGUGGAACUACAGACUAUUCAACAGAAAUCUUCCACGACGCGGUGACGACCCAAAGACACGAGUGUUUCCUGGAGCACGACACACGCCUCCCCAUGAUGUACAUCGACGACUGUACGCGGGCCACAGCGGAGGUGAUGGAGCUGCCCGAGCACAGACUGAAGCAGCGCGUGUACAACAUCCAGGCCAUGAGCUUCACUCCUGCAGAGAUCUACGCAGAGGUGAAGAAACACGUGCCUGACAUGGAGAUAGAGUACAAGCCUGACAGCAGACAGGCUAUAGCUGAUACCUGGCCACAGGUCCUGGAUGACACCAACGCCAGACUGGACCUGGGCUGGAACCAUGAGUACGACCUGCCCAAACUGGUCACGACAAUGCUGACCAAGAUCAGGGCACAGAAGGAGGCCAAACAACGAACCACUGCACAGAUGGAAGCUGCUGCUAUGUAAGAGUUGGGGGGAAAAAGCUGAUGCUGCUUCCAAAUCCAGGAAGAAACUUCCACAACCAAACCUGUCACACAUGCUGUGCCAUGUGCACAUGGCAGACUGAAGAAAAAUGAUAGCAGAUAUAGGAUAAGCAGAUUUCAUGUAGUUACAUAAUGGUUAUCCUGAGGCACAGUCGUGCAAUAACAACAUUCUCGGGUGAUAGGCAAAUGUAUAAAUGAGCAUGAUUUGAGUAUAGUAAGCUGGUUCAUGGUUUCAAGUGUGCAUACCCAGUGUGGUACAUUGUAGGUAGUAUGUCAAAGUUGAAAAUCCUCUUACAAAACACUUCUGGACGCAGUAUCAAGCACAAAACUGUUUACACCUUAGGAGCCUUCUCCUUUGACCUCAGGCAUAUGCAGUUCAAACCAUCAACCAGCUUAUUGUGUCUCUCUACCAAUUCUGCAUGUACUUAAGGACAGGAUGGUAGUAAGCUACUUAGAAUAACUUAUUAUGGUUCAUCACAGUAACAUGGAGCUUAAAAGAACAAGAAGAUCCCACCUCCGUGUCAACAAUUUAGAAGACGAAAAUGAUCUCGCUCCUUGACAUGGUUAAGAGGAGUAUACACGGUACAAUCAAUUGUAUUCUCUGUAGCACUGCUAAAACUCUGUGUCUUAGUCAUAUUUGGCCUGAAGUACUUAAUGCAAGAGACAAAGUCAUAUUUUACUAGGGAGGAAAGAAAUAUUUUUAUCCAUAUCAAAAUAGUAUGCCAUAUUAGUUGUGAUUUGUGAUGUUUUACUCAUGUUGAAAAGGGAGACACUUGCACUUGAGCUUAUAUAUUGCAGAAAAUCAGGUAUAAAAAUGCAUGGACAAAGGUGAGGAAAUCGUACUUAAAAUGUUACCUAUGUACAGUACACUUCCGAUGGAUAUCAUAAAAAAGGGGUUCAAUGAAUACUGGAUUUUAAUAUUAUAGGGAAAUGUGUUAAGCAUUUGAUUUUCAUUGCAUGUCUGCUCUAUAUUUAUAUGAAAUAUCAGAUUUGUGCACACCACAAACUCCAUUCUUUAUUAUAUGUUGUGUUUUAGAAUAUGAUCAUGCUGUGAAAAUAUUUUGUACAGAUACUGUUAUGUAGCUCUACUAUCAUGUUCAAUGUGGGAAAAUACAAGGCUGCAUAGACUAGAUAGAGUUGUAGACAGAAGUGUAUUUUGCCAUGUUUGUAAAUUUAAUUUUUCUUCUGUGUCACACUUUACCAAAGAGCCACUACUUUUACUGCAUUUUAUUCAGUAUUUUCCACAUGACAUUUUUAUUUUUCCAGCACCAUAAUUGUUUUAUAACCUAAGUGUAUGUUUUGUCAAAAGCAACAUGGUGACUUUGUGAACUUGACAAUGUGCACAAUGUAACCGUAAGCUAUAAAUGGUAAGGACUUAACUGCCAAGUAUCAGUCAAUGAUCAGCCAGCCAGUGUUAAUGGAUAAUAUGCUGUUUUAAGUGUCAUCUCUUUUUGUCUUGAAGUCAUAACGACAAUGCAUAUGUUGGAAAGCAAUCCAAAGAAGAUCAUGUGUUCUCGAUAUGUAACAAAUCUUGUGUGCAUAAAUGAUGCAACUGUGACAGAAGAGAAAUAUGGUUAGAUUUUAAUGUCAUUCAGUUAUCAUAUAUUUUCAACAAUUGUACUUUCAAGAAAUAUAUUUGCGUGAACUUCAAUCAAUGUGUUCAAGUACAUUUAUCAGUGAAACAGAUGUCAGGCAUGCAUUGGCAUUAAAUGUAUGGGAAAAAGUUA